Messenger RNA from Dibothriocephalus latus, 3270 nucleotides. The record is from the annotation of a GenBank genome assembly. Lineage: Eukaryota; Metazoa; Platyhelminthes; Cestoda; Diphyllobothriidea; Diphyllobothriidae.
AUGAUUACUGAACAUGAAUGCCCUACAUGUGAGGGUGCGAAUAACUUCAGUUUCAAUGCUUGUCAUCAGCUUCAAUUCCAAAGUAAUAAUGAAUCAUCAGUAAAAUUUCUUAAAGUGUGUAACCCUCAUUUUUGUGUGGCUGAACUAGAAGAAUCCUGUCCACCAUUGUCGAUAGCAUCUUCCCGGGGGAGAAGAUCCUCUGAGGAGUCUUCAGCAACGACAUUGAGGAAGUACUAUGAUGGAACUGCCUCCACAACUCCAACCUCGUUGGCCUCACCAACUGUGCCUUUUGAUGCAUUAAAGGCCACCGAUAAGUACGUUUCAAAAGUCCUGGUUCGACUGCAGUCGAAGACUCCUCAACCAAAAUUCCCAGAAAGGCAAGCAUCUACCGACUUCGAUACCGACUCUGGUACAAGUUCCGCUACUGAAUCGCUGAGUGAUGCAGAUACUUAUUUGGCUUGGCCUGCGCGAUUAAUUUCUGAUAACCAACUUGAGGUGUAUGGUGGCAGUCCCAGCAUUCGAGUAGAUUGCAUUAAAACUGAAUCCAUUCCACCGCCACCACUCUCAGAAUUCCACGUGGUCUUGCCUUCGGCGUGUCCUAGCCCACCAGAGUUGCCCUUCACAACCCCGUCAGAGUUUUCCUCUUUAAAACAAACAGCAUACUUCAAAAGGAAUGAAAAGGAAAAGGCAAAAUCAGUUCACUUAGGGUGUUCUGCGCACGAAUAUUGUGAAAACUCUAGACUUAAUAAGUCCGAGUCGCCUAAUGUUGAAGUUGAACCCUUCUCCACACCGUCACCGAAAUCUAAGUCCUGUUCACAAGCAAGCAGCCUGGAAUUACCCCCAUCAAUAUUCGCGGAAGGUGCUUAUCCCCCGUCGGUGAAGGGACAUGUUAAAAGAUUUGUUUCAAUGCUUGAGGUUAAAAUUUCUAGUUCUGACUCGCGGACUAGAAGAAGUGAAAGCACAGGCACUGGUUACUCCAAAUUCUCUCUUGCAAGGCGUAUGAACGCCUUUGCGGUGACAAGUAAAAUUCGAUUUUACAGCAGCCGAUGUGAGCUCAUAAGCCCGCUAAAUGAUUCCGGCUCGCAAACAAUUAACCACAGUGGAAGCAACUCGAUUAAAUCGCACGGCCAGACGACAGCACUGUCAGUUGAAGGGAAGCCACAGAAAAGCACCAGUCAAAAAGCUUGUGCCUUGAUCUCUGAAUUGAUUACGCCUGAGAACAAGAAAGUGGAACGAAACGGAACUCCUGACAGAAACGAUAGUAACGGGACACCAACACUGGGUCAAUCCAUGCGGCUGCGAAGAAUGCGCCCUCAGCAGGAAUUAACGGAAAUUCGCACAGUCAAAAGUUCACAGGGAUUUGAUCGUCAUCCCGUCACUGCCGAUAGUGGGAACUGUGGUGUUAUAAAUCCCGUCUGUACCGAUCGAAUAUCAAAAGCCGGUCACAAGAUCUUACUGCAAAGUCCUGACUCCCGUUGUUCGAAGCAAAGUGUAAAAGUCAACCUCCAAAGUGGAUCAGCCUGUUCGCAAAUUCCAGUUUCUUUACUAAAACUUGGAACUCAGAAAACAGAUAAUACUGUUCGUAGUUUCGCGCAGCUGUAUAUUGUAGACACCGAACCAGAAGUCUUUAACAAAGUUAGAAGUCCUACAACAAUGGAGCAUAAUGGUCAUCUACCAAAACUUAUUUCUCGUCCUCUAUCACCAAAGGUAUUAGAACCUCAUGAAAUCUCAUUUGGAGAAAAGUCAGGUUCAGGAAAACUCCUGCGCAGUCAAAAUAGCCCUCCUAUCUUACAUGCUUCGACUCCAGCGACACAGAUGUCGCUUGUUAACAAUGCUCAACCUUCCAAAAUUUCAAAAGAAUCGGCGAUGCCACAGGGUAAACAAUCCCUGCCCCCAACCCAAUGCUCUAUCAAUUAUUUAAGUCAAAAUCUGCCAGUUGUGAACCCAGCUCCAAGGACUCAUGACGACCUACAAUUACACAGAGAAGAGGUGCGAGAGCACAGAAUUCUUUUUCAGAAAGACACUCAUUCACCAGCACCGUUGAUUAAUGAAAGACUAGCUGAGCCCGCCAUCUCGGCCGCGGAUGUCUGGUCAGCAAGGAAUAACCGCAGUCUUCUUUUUAACUCACGACAUUCUUCUGAAAAUGUGAGUCCUGUCAAAACCGAACAGCAUCUCCUGAUAAAUAAGUUCCUAGGUAUUGGCAAUUCCCCCUUAGGUGAUUUUUCUUCAUCGGCCAUCGAAUAUCGGUUGCUAGACGUACCUCCGAAGGUGGCAGGAGGCACCUCUGUACGACUCGCACUCCCACUUGCAGGAUUACAUGGCCAGUUAUCAUCUAAGGAAGACGAAACACCCUUUACCCUCGCACAAGACUGUGCUUCUAGUCCAAAUCAAAUGACAAAAAUGCUUGUUGGGAGUCUACAGCUAGUUCGUGAAGUACACGGGACUCUUCCUCUCGAAAUAGCUGGCCUCUCGCUGCUGCCCACCUGGCAUGGUGACGGGGAUGGUAUUCUCUCAACAUAUCAGUUACCUCCUAGGCGGUACAGUCUACGUGUCAGCGGAGGAAGGGCAAGCAGACUGCAAAACUCGAAAAACCUUUUCCAAACAAGCUAUGAGAAACCUAUCCCAACGCCCGACGUGCAAACUACCUCCUUAUCAAAUGCUCCACAACGCGAUAGUAGUCCGGUAAGAGCAACUGUAGGUGUGGCCAAGGGUGCAGUUUCGGAAAACAGAUGCAGGUGGACGGCUAUUCCGAAUAUGAGGCGCGGAAGUCACGUUUUUAUGUCUGAUCUGUGGCCCGAAAUUAUUCAGAGGAGAGAUCGCGAGGGAAAUUCCGCUUCCUCUCUACAAGGCUAUAGCUGCAAACUCUUUUCUUUGGAAUCCGAAAAACAAGAGGGCUCCGAAAGAUUGCCAGGUCUCAAAGCCACUGGAAGUCUGCCUGCUAUGCAACGACAGUUUAUGUUGGAGACCACCGCAAUAGUUGACUCCACACUGACUCCGGAGAUAACCGAAAGGUACGAAAAAGAAGCAAAUUGUAUGCAUGAUCACCGUUUUGUCCGUAUUGAUGAUCAGCCCAGAGUUGACGCAGUCGGUGGCAAAGAGGUUCAUACUCCUUUGCAUGUCCUCUUCCGUCGCAGUGUUGAGUGCAAAGUCGUCCGCGAAAAGCAGGUCGUGGACUGUAGUCAUAAACGCACGCAUUGGGGCCUGUACGCUCUAGCUAUUGAGAAAGUGAUCGUGGAUCCUGUAGGCGAGGUACCAUCACUGAUUACGUAA